CGGCGCGCGGGGUGCCCGCCUCCGCCCGGCGCCCGCGCGCGAGCGCGAGGGGAGGCCCGGGGGCCCCCAGACGGGGUAUUCUGUGCAGGUGUUUGCUGGCUCCUCUGCACUCGGGCCGUGCGCGCUAGGGGCGCCAUGGAGGACCCCGAUCCCGCGGCCAAGAAGAGGAAGCUGGAGGAGGCCGCUGCCCCAGCUGCCGCGGAGCCAGAGGCCGCAGUGGUUGCCGAGCAGGGUGCCGGGGAUGCUGCUGCGCUGGAGGCCGCCACAGCAGGCACUCUUGGCAACGCCGCCACGCAUGUAAUCCUUCCUGUGAGGCCGCCACUGAGAGGCAACUUUUUGUAACGCUGCACAAAAUGAC
Prorocentrum cordatum is the source of this 358-nucleotide messenger RNA. Lineage: Eukaryota; Dinophyceae; Prorocentrales; Prorocentraceae. The record is from the annotation of a GenBank genome assembly.